GAAACGCGGCGAACAACCGAAACACUAUGGCAUUGGCAAUGGCAGCGCUUGUAGCCCGCCUUCAGUGUGUGAGUCGCGAUAAACGCGAGCGAAACGGGCGGCGCAACUGAAGACCGCGCGUACCGACCGACCACACGCACACCACCGCACCACAUACCAUAUACAUAUACGGGCGAGAGAGCGCAUGCUCUCCGCCACACACACGUUUCUUGCCGUUUCUCCGCUUUGUGGCGCCGCGCGAGUUUUGUCGCAGCAGCAAACACGCAAUAAAAGUUCAAAAACAGUUGAAGUAUACCGCGACGCGAGUAAAAAUCUUUCCUUCGACGUCGUCGCUGUUCGUUGUAGUAGUUGUUGUUGUUGCUGUUUCUAUAGUGUGUUCCGUUCCGCGAAUUUUCAUGUGCAUUUAUAUAUGUACAUAUAUAUGCUUGUAUAUAUGACUAGCCAAAAGAUUCUCUGCCACAGUUCGGCACUUCAUCUAUGAAAAAACUAUGCUAUCCGUGCGAUCCGACUUGUUUGAGAAUACGAAAAUAAACUACAGUGAUAUUAACUUUACAUUUCAAGUUGGAUCGCGCCAAGGCUCGAGACUUAUUUACUCUUGCGACGACAAUCAGUUGUAUUGCAAAAACAAGAAGUUUAUAAAUGGGGACACAACCUACACGUGCCGCAUCAAGAGCUGCAAAGCGCGAGUCUAUUUAUCGGAGGAUGAAACACGUGUUUUCUCCUGUGAGGACCAUCUCCGCCAUAGCCAUGGAGCCCAGGAUAUCGAGAUAAAGAAAAUCAUUGCUAUCGAAGAAAUCAAGAACAGGUGCAAGCUCACUAACACAGAUUUGAAACAAAUUUUCAACGAAGUAAUGGCCGAUUACUGUGUUUAUUUAUAAAUUUAUAAAUCAAAAUCAGAAGAACGCCAUGUUAUCUUACUGUUUUAUUCAUGUUCUAUAUUUCCUACGAUAAUUGCAAACGGACAUUGCAACGCAAAAGAAAGGAAUUUGGGAAAAAAAUCCGAGGAAAAUCCUUUUCGAAAACGUCGAUUACGUGACCCCGAGCCACUAAAUAAUGGAUGCAGCGACUUUUUCCACAAGCGAGAUAUUUUGCAUUGGUGGGAUUAAUAAUAAUAACUUCUAAGAAGUUGCAAAAACAAAAUGACCCAAUUCUAAUGAAAUGUAUUUACUUACAUAUAAGACUGAACUAUGCUUUUCUUAAGCAAAAUAAGAAUCUCCUAUAUAUAUUUUGAAAACUGUGAAAUGUUGUAUUAUUUUCAAAAGCUAUGAACAACUAAGAAAAUAAUGUAUUCUAGGCUGCGUAGAAGAGCCAAGUGUCUCAGUUGCCGAUCUCAUAAAAAUAAACAUUAAUGUACAAA
Molecule: messenger RNA, 1357 nt
Organism: Drosophila suzukii
Lineage: Eukaryota; Metazoa; Arthropoda; Insecta; Diptera; Drosophilidae
Source: RefSeq, a predicted model, not a curated record